Messenger RNA from Erigeron canadensis, 1495 nucleotides. Its product is annotated as somatic embryogenesis receptor kinase 1-like. The transcript has 5 exons. Gene Ontology annotation, biological process: protein phosphorylation. Bases 198 to 1298 code for a protein of 366 amino acids. Gene Ontology annotation, molecular function: protein kinase activity; ATP binding. The record is from RefSeq and is a predicted model, not a curated record. NCBI's taxonomy places the organism in Eukaryota, Viridiplantae, Streptophyta, Magnoliopsida, Asterales, Asteraceae.
GUCUUAGUCACAUUAGUCAUUUUGGGUGGCUUAAUCUAUACUAGAGAAGUUCAUUACCGGGCGUUGCCAUAAUUUUCAAGAUAUUCUAAGAAAGUUUUUGCAAAUUUCUCAACAUUGAGAGUAAACAAUUAACAAGAUUUAUCAGUCCGAUUUGGUGAUAAUCGGAUCGGCCAGUCUCCGAGUCAAACUUUACAACCAUGGAUUUCCCCGAUGAUGAAUGGCGGCGACGCCGAAAGCCUCACGAGUUUUUCUUUGAUGUGCCUGCUGUAGAAGAUCUGAAAGCUCAUUUGGGACAGCUUAAACGGUUUCCUUUCAAAGAAUUACAAGUUGCAACCGAUAACUUCAGCAAUAUAAACAUAUUGGGUAGAGGUGAAUUGUAUAAUGUCUACAAAGCACAACUAGCCGAUGGCUCAUUGGUUGCUAUAAAACGGAUGAAGGAAGAACAAACACAAAACGGGGAGCUUCAGUUUCAAAUGGGAGUUGCGAUGAUUAGUAUGGCCGUUCAUCGCAAUCUCCUUCGCUUAAGGGGAUUUUGCAUGACACCCAAAGAGCGAUUACUCAUUUACCCCUAUAUGGCCAAUGGAAGCGUUGCAUCACGUUUGAGAAAAAGACCGCCAAACGAGCCCACAUUGGACUGGCCUACUCGUAAACUGAUUGCAUUAGGGUCAGCUAGAGGACUUUCAUAUUUGCAUGAUCAUUGUGAUCCGAAGAUCGUUCAUGGUGAUGUUAGAGCCAAUAAUAUUUUGUUGGAUGAGGAGUUUGAGGCUGUCGUUGGAGGUUUUGGUUUGGCUACACUAAUGGACUGGAAUGAUACACCUGUACGUGGCACCCUCAGGGAUCUCUCAAAAGGAAAAUCAUCAGAAAAAGCUGAUGUGUUUGGGUAUGGGAUCAUGCUUUUGGUGCUCAUUACUGGACAAAGGUCGUUUGAUUUUGGACUUGCUAAUGAUAAUAACGCCAUGCUACUGGAUUGGGUGAACGGACUUCUUAAAGAGAACAAAUUGGAGAUGCUUGUUGACCCUGAUUUGGAUACCGAUUAUGUAGUGGUGGAGGUGGAACAGUUGAUUCAAGUGGCAUUGCAAUGUACACAAGACUCACCAAUGGAGCGGCCAAAGAUGACAGAUGUUUUAAGAAUGUUGGGAGGUGACGGGCUUGCAGAAAGAUGGCACGAGUGGCAGAAGGGGGACGUUUCGGAAAUUUGCCAAGAAUUUUGCGUUUUAACACAAAACCCAAACACUGAUUGGAUUAUGGAUGACUUGAUUGAUAACCUGGAAGCAGACGAAUUAUCUGGGCCCAGGUAAUCAAGAUCGUUAAGAAGUGAUCUUUUUAUAAUUGGGUUAUUGUAAUCCUCUUUUACAGUUUUACCUGGCACAUGCAAGUAACCAAUAAUCUUUCAAAAUUGUUUUAUUCUAUAACAUGCUUUAUCUUUAAACCUGCACCCUCAAUGUUUACAUUGAACAGCAAUAUCAUUAUAUAUAAACAUUCAAAAUCUUGUUAA